AUGAAGAAAACCGUGUUGUUCAUCGGCGGAACAGGUGCCCAGGGGGUACCCGUCGUGAAAGCCCUGGCGACCGACUCCAGAUAUAAUAUCCGCGUCCUUACAAGAAGCGCGUCUUCGAAAGAGGCGAAGGACCUAGCAAGCCUAUCAGGCGUAUCAAUCUUUGAAGGAAACAGCUAUGACGAAACCACUCUCCGUCAAGCCUUCAAAAACAUAAACUGCGUCUUUGCCAACACCAACGGCUUCGCCAUUGGCGAAAAAGCAGAGAUAUACUGGGGCAUCAGGCUCUACGAGCUAGCCCGAGAAUUCAAAGUCGAGCACUUUGUCUACGCAGGUCUGGAAUACGGUUCUAAGCUUGGUAACUUCCAACGUAAGUAUAGAUGCGGUCAUUUAGAUGGGAAGGGUAAGGUCGUGGAUUUUAUCUCCGCGCAGCCGACAUCACCUAUGGCAUGGUCUAUUUUGACGUCAUGCAUGUAUAUGGAGGCUUUGUCGGAAUUUCUGCGCCCGUUCCCUGAUCCUAAAGAUCCGGGUACGAUGGUUUUCACGGUGCCUCUUGGGGAAGGGAAAUGUCCUCUGAUCUACCUAGAGGAUUAUGGAGCAUAUGCGAGAUGGAUCUUUGAUAGGCCUGAUCAGAGCAAUGGGCUCGAAUUACAUGUUGCGACUGAGGAUAUUAGUUGGAAAGACCUUGCAUCUGCGUUUUCGGAAGUCACGGGUCAAAAGGCAGUGUAUAAGGACGUGGCCUUGGAUGAGUAUUUCAAGCUUGGUAUCCUGGAUCCGGAUAUGAUGGUUGGUCAUUCGACUGAUCCUAAUGACUCGACUCUACUCACUUAUAGGGAAAACUUCUCGGGGUUCUGGAAUACAUGGAAGGACAAUUUGACUAGGAGGGACUAUCAACUAUUGGAUACGAUUUUGCCAACAAGAGUGAAGUCUGUGAAAGAGUGGAUGGAAAAGACACAUUAUAGCGGAAAGCCUACGUCGGUGCUAAAGGAUUACCGGGACAGAGCCGCGAAGAAAUAG
Molecule: messenger RNA, 1014 nt
Organism: Penicillium samsonianum
Lineage: Eukaryota; Fungi; Ascomycota; Eurotiomycetes; Eurotiales; Aspergillaceae
Product: NmrA/HSCARG family protein
Exons: 2
Coding region: 1-1014 (337 amino acids)
Source: RefSeq, a predicted model, not a curated record